GCCCCAUCGGCACCCCAAGUCGCCGUCUCGCACCCAGCACGGAGCAGCCUGGCAUGUUUGCGCACACUAUGGCGACGGGCCCUGCGGCAGAGAGCCACAUGCUGGAUUCUCUUUCCAGGACGGCCGCAUUCGUGAACCACCAACUUGCUGCAGCUGGAUUCCCUUCGCCGCUCAACCUGACCUCCCAGCCGUCCAAUGAGGACGUACACAGGACUGUCGAGUGUGUCUUCCAGCUCCUGCAGCAGAUCGAGAAAGACGCACACUAUCGAGAAGAUAUCCACCAGCAGAUGCUCAUGCUGUCGCAGGAGAACGAAUCGCUUUCCGCAACGGUGCUGAGGCUCACAUCCAGACUCGAAACCGCCGAGCGGGAAAUCGACCAGCUCAACAACAAAAUCAGCCUCAACACGCAAACGCUCAAGGAAACCUCGGCCAAGCUGCAGGCCACCAAGGAGGAGCUCAAAGUAACCAAGACAAACUAUCAGCACGCUCGCAGCCAGUACAUGCACGAAAUCAAGAAGCGUGAGCGGGAGGGCGACAAGAUCCGCGAUCGUAUCCAGAAAGCCCUGAGCGACAAAACAAUUGUGCAGAAAGUCGGCAUGAAGCUGCUGAAUCCUUUGCCAAAGACCGUUGCGGAGAGCAGCAAGCUCGGCGAAGCAAAGAGGACCAAGCAGGAUGAAAUGUACAAGAUCGUUGUGGGCACCUUCGAAGAGCGGGAGAAGGAGAUCCUCGCAGAAAACUCAGAUCUGCGGAAGUUGCUGUUCUCGACCUAUCAAGAGCUCAAAGGACACAUGAAAACCUUCCUACGAAGCCGCGAUGUGCUUGAGGACGAUGAUGCAACCGAGGAGGCCCGUUUCAACUUGCCCGUCAAUCUGGCCGGAAGUACAAUCCAGAGCCGGCUACGCUACGUUGUCGGCGAGAUCCGAGACUAUAUUGCCGAGCUACAGGAACGGCCUACAGCAACCCCCGAAGAAAAGCCAGAGUCUCAACAGGACGUGCAGAUGCUCUAUGACCAGAUAGAGGAAUACCGCAAGAUCAUUGCUGAGCAGGCCCGACUACUUGAGCUUGCUCUGUCCAAGCCCAAAGACCUUGGCCCUACACAUUCGCCUGCCAGGUCGGAGUAUCUCAGCGGCGAUGGCGAUUGGAAAGAGCUGGAGGAGCAGCGGGCACAGCUGCAGGAAGAUCGACGCAAGUUGACGGAAGCAGCGAUCAGGAUGGGCGUUGAACGCGCCGCCUUGCAGAGAGAUCGCCAGGAACUUGAGGAAGAGCGGCGAAGGACACCUCGCGGUUCGACUGGAGAGCCUCCCGAGAGCACUUACCCGGUCGAGAGUGGGCCUCCGGGGCUUGACACUGAGGCAUUUUUGUCAACGCUGCCCAAGACGCCGCGAUGGCUGAGGGCUGGCAAGCAACCAACUCUUGAGGAUCUACUUGAGACCCCUGGUGCACAGACGCCAGUGUCCCGGCCUUCAUCUCGCGUUCCAAGUGGCUCAUCGGACCGGACUGCGAUCCCGUCCGCCGAGGAAGCGAUCAGGAACUCGCACACGAACACACGGUUCGCCCACCCACCACCGCCAGCCGAUUUUCCUCACGGUGUGAGCGAGCCUCGAUCCCGAGCGGCCGAUUCGGCAGCGGGUCGCAGCUCGCGCCGUCGGACCAGCAGCAAUCUGCCCAAGUCCGAUGAUGCCGGUGCAGAAGCCGCCCCAGCAGCCGCGGCACCAGCACGCUCCCAGAUUGCCCAUGCGGCCGAAGGCGGGUCAUGGGCUCCAAGCCAGCCAGGAACCACCUUGCCCUCCACGAGUUCCUUCAGCAAGCCCAACCCCGUGUCCCCCGAGUAUCUCAGUGUUUGGAGCAAGCCCAUCGAGGACAUCCAGACUUUCAACUUCCACACGCCAACGCCAAAACAUCGCUCGCACUCCGAGUCGACUCCAUCUGCGCGGCGACGCAGCGGACUCUUCCAUAUUCUAUCCCAGUCCGACGCCGGGACUGGAUCAGGAUCCGGCUCUGGGCCCGAUCCCUUCUCGACAGCGACCCCAAAGGCUGCCGCUGGAUCAAGGUUCGAUGAGAGCGCGCCGCUAUCGACUCCUCGAGGUGCCGAGAUCGUCACCGAAUCCGAGACUCUGACAACGACACCGUACUCGACCCUCAACGGCAUCACACCGCUCAACCCGAGACGCGGCCACUUGCGAAGCCAGAGCGCCAGCACGAAAUCGUCGACACCCUCGACGAUCAAAUCGGCAUUGCGGAAGCCGUCGAACCCUGGCAUGGCGAGCUUGGUGGACUACAUGAGCGAGCGGAAGAGAAGCAAAGGCGUCACCCUGGACUUGACGCCCGAGGUCCGUGGCAUGACUCCGUAGUUUGGCGCACGGUAGUGCUGAUGCAGCAACCCGGAAGGCGGCAAUCGAGGCGUCGUGCAUGGCGGAUAGAGUGUGCCAGGGCAGAAGGAGCAUCCUGGAUCUGCGUAGAUGGUCGGUUUGUGUCCGAUUCUCAAUACAGACAGGCUUGGUGCAUCGCCGGGCUGCACUCGGCCGUUCAGACGCAUGCGAGAUCGUGGCCGGUGCCCAUCUGUCCC
This is a messenger RNA of Polychytrium aggregatum, 2566 nucleotides long. RefSeq names its product Afadin and alpha-actinin-binding-domain-containing protein. NCBI's taxonomy places the organism in Eukaryota, Fungi, Chytridiomycota, Chytridiomycetes, Polychytriales. Bases 54 to 2351 code for a protein of 765 amino acids. The transcript is spliced from 12 exons. The record is from RefSeq and is a predicted model, not a curated record.